AUGGCACGACAAACUUCACUUGAUGAUAUAAAAGAUCUUCGUUUGAUUAAUGAUAAACCUAUUCGUAUUCUUUUCUUUGCUGAAGCUACUGCAAAUCUUGGUCUUAUUCUUUUUGUCUUUCUUUAUCCAUCAACAUUUCUUGCUCUUCUUCUUAAACCUGACAAUGAAAUAACUUCAUUGGCUACUCAUAUACUUUCUUGGUGGAAUUCAUGGAUUUUAGUUAUAAGUGGCUUAAUGUUUGCUGCUAUUCCAUCAAAAUAUAAUACACCGACAUUGACGGCUGGUUUGAUACAUGUUCGUCGGUUUCUCUAUUGGGGUUUAUUGAGCAGUGAAAUAUUUCUUGCCAGUCUAUUAAUUUCUACUAAACAUCGAACAUUUUUAUCAAUAGGUUUUGCUAUUGUUAUUCUAUUGGUAGUUAUCGGUCGACUUAUUAUUCUUUUUCCAAAGAAAGCAUGGUUUGGUACUGUUGUGAUCGAAUCGACUACAGAAAAACAUAAAUAG
This is a messenger RNA of Rotaria sp. Silwood1, 501 nucleotides long. NCBI's taxonomy places the organism in Eukaryota, Metazoa, Rotifera, Eurotatoria, Philodinida, Philodinidae. The record is from the annotation of a GenBank genome assembly.